Messenger RNA from Gigantopelta aegis, 834 nucleotides. Its product is annotated as solute carrier family 23 member 2-like. The coding region runs from base 1 to 834 and encodes 277 amino acids. The record is from RefSeq and is a predicted model, not a curated record. Gene Ontology annotation, cellular component: membrane. The transcript has 6 exons. Gene Ontology annotation, biological process: transmembrane transport. Gene Ontology annotation, molecular function: transmembrane transporter activity. Lineage: Eukaryota; Metazoa; Mollusca; Gastropoda; Neomphalida; Peltospiridae.
AUGUUUUCCAAAAGACAAGGCUCGAGCCAGGAGCUGGACACAAAGUCUACCCUGCUGGAGAAACCCGAGGUAGAUGAGCAGGUCAAAGUGGAGAUUGUUAGCGAGGAGAUAGAUCCCAGCAAACUUUACUACACACUCACGAAAAACCCGCCUGUACCAUUAACUGUCGCAGUCGCUUUUCAGCACAUACUGACGAAUUUGGGUUCAUGUCUCGCCAUGACUUUCGUAAUCUCCGACGUGAUAUGUGCCGAGCUAGACAGUCCAAUUCGAAAUCGUCUUUUCUCUACAACUCUGUUCAUGGCAGGAAUCUCCACCAUAUUGCAAACGUAUCUGGGCGUCAGAUUACCGGUGUUUCAAGGCCCCUCGUCAUCUUUUAUUGUCCCUCUUCUGGCUCUACGGGCAGACAAGGCUUGGGCUUGUGAUCGAGUCACAGCCGACAACACAACAUACAGCAUGAUGCCGGAAGACAACUCCACUAUGGCGAUAACAAAAUUUUCACAGUCAGAAAAACUUCAAAUGCUGUCAGGAAGUAUAAUGGUGGCUUCACUUGCGGAAGUAAUCGUCGGCUGCACAGGAAUGGUUGGACCCUUACUUCGCUUAAUCGGCGCCAUGACUGUGGCCCCUACAAUCUCUUUGAUAGGGAUCUCUCUCUAUAAAGUGACCAUCAUCUAUGCCCGAUCUCAGUGGGCCAUAGCUUUAGCUGGCACGAUCCUCGUUCUUGUGUUUGCUUUAUACCUGCCUCACAUCACCGUCCCAGUUCCAUGUCUGAGUUGUGGAUCUAACGGAAAAAGGGGUGUACUUCGACUUCCACUUUUUCAACUACUUCCGGUAUGA